AAACUUAAAAAACAAAGAUGGAAAAUUUACCAAUUAAUGUCAGAAUGGCAUUUGAGAAAUAUAUCUUGGGACACAAGAAAGAAGCAUUUGAAUUACUCGAGCCAGGCACAAAGUUCCACUCGCUUCUAUGCAUUAUUGAGUCGAUUAAAGCUAGUGAUGGGAAAGUUACUAAAAGAACAAAGGAUAUGCUUUUUGCAUUCAAGAAAAAUUGGCCUUGCUUUGAGGCAGAUAGAUACCUUUUGCAUAGUAUCCUAAGUGAAUAUGAUAAUGUCGAAUCUAUUCAAGAGAAGAAAGCCUUAAUAAAGUAUUUGGACAAGAUUUACCUUAAAUUUUAAGUAUGACUACUCAAAACCCAGCGAACUCAAAAGCUCCAAAGCCAUAAAAUCUAAAGGAAAGGAAUCAGCUAGCAAAUAAAUCAAUCUACCACCAAGAAAAGAUGUUUAACCUUGAAAACUCCUUACGAAGGGCUUACAAGAAUCCGGAUGUGCUUUUCUCACUCAAGAAAAGCUUGUUAAACAAGGUUGACUAUUCAAAACUUUCUACUAAAAGCUUCCUUACUUUUCUGAACUCUUGUAAAAACAUCUGUGAGAUCACUAAUAAGAGCUUUAUGGCAAAGCUAGUAGGAAUCCUGAAGGUGAUCUACAAAAAUGAUAAGAGCUACACAUUAAGCCUCUCUCUACUCAAUAAGCUGACUUAUCAUCAGUUGGAAGGGCUCUUAUCGAAGUUCCCACAAAUAAGUGAAGAGAAGUGCCUCAUUGGAAAGCUUUUUGAAAAAUAAGUACCAGGAUGAGCUAGAUGAUGAAAACCAGGCAGACAUCACCAAGAAAGAUCGUAGAAAACAGCUCAGAGUUAUGUACGAUGAGUGCACAGACUACCCACAAAGCAUAAAGUCUGCCUUGCUGCUCGAAAUCUUGGAGAAUGGGAUCAAACUGAAUAUUUACUCCAAAGACUACUUCCAGAAAUAUCUGAAGCAUCCUCUGAAAGUUUGGCACCUGAAUCCUGAGAAGGUAGAGGGAGAGUUUUAUGACCAAUCUUGGAACACAUUCAUGUACAACCUGCAAACCAGAAAAGGCGGGAUAUUAAGUCCAGAUCUCGAAGCUAUCUUGUAUAAAUAAAUACCUUGAGCACUUUUACAAAGAUACAGGAAACAUUGACGAAUUUGAAGAAUUUUUUGACCCAAUCUUCUGGCGUAACACAGUCGAGGAAAUAGAACUCCUAUCAGGAAAGAUUCUGGAUGAAGAGAAACUUAAUUCCAAAGAAAUAGAUGAGCUUAGCAAGAAAGUCAUUAUUGAGUUUGAAAGCUCUAAUAAACUAUUAUACAAAGCAGAUGAGAAGGUGAAACUACUUGUUCAUUUGAAAAACACUCCUUCAAUAAGAGUAAAAGUGUAUUCAUUGAGUAAAGUUGACCCUUCUAAGGAAACAAAGUGCAUUAAAGAGAGCGCCUACAACUUCGAGGAGCAUGCUGGACAUAUCAAAUUCAAUCAUAAAUUCGAGUUUCCUGAAUUAGAUAACAAGAGAGGGUUAUUUAUGAUCAAGAUUAUCUCAAACCAAAACUAUUGUCAGACUGUCAUCCAGAAAGGAACUUUAUCAGUAGUCUAUGAGCACCAGACAAUUGGCCAAGUUGCUUAUAUACUAGAUGAGAGCAACAAGGUCUGUAAGAAAGAAAAUACUGGAAUCAAUUUCCAGAACAAGUUCUACCCUGCAGACAUCGAAAACAAGGGUAGGAUAGUCAUUCCAUAUGGGCCAUCUGAAGUGAAAGGGACUGCUAUUUUGAUGAAUCAAGGAUAUUCUGAAAAAUGUAACUUCACUAGCUUCUCUGAAGAUUACUCUAUUAUCGUUGAUUAUAUUCUUCCUCCUGAAAGUUUGCUUGUUACUAACACUGCAUCCCUCAUAAUCAGACCUACUUUGCUGUUGAACAAUAAGAAAAUGAAGUUGGAAAUAUUGAAAUCGACAAAGGUGACGAUUUACAUAACUUCUUACUCUUUCUCAGAUACCACUAAUUAUCAGUACAACAACCUUGAGUUAUCUUCAGACAAGGAUCUUGAGCUAAACUUCACUGUUCCGGCAAGCAUGGAAACCAUGAAGGUAGAAUUUGAAACCUCUGUGUUUAUGAAAUCUCAAAACAAGCCAAAGGUACUAUUUUCAACGCACGAGGUGAAUCUUAAAACAAGUAGUCAGCAGCUAACUUUCUUCGAGUCUCAUCUCAGGAAGAUUAUGGGAAGAUAUAUCUUCUUACUGCUAGGAAAGAAUGGAGAGCCUAUCCCUUACAUUGAUGUAUACUUCACGAUGUCUCAUAUCCUUUACUCAAAUAGUAACACCAGAGCUAACUUGAUCACUAACGAGAAGGGCGAAAUAGACUUAGGCCCACUUGAAGGAAUAGAUAUUGUUAAAAGCUCGAUCUUCCUGAUUAAUUCACCUGUGUUUGGGUACUGGAAGAUCUCAAACUUUGCACAGAGGACUUCCUUUCCUGAGAGAUUUGACAUCCUGCAAGGCGAGGAGCUGGAGUUUCCCUUCCUUAAAGCCCUUGAGAAGUCAGAGUUUAGCCGAAACACCUUCAGUUUAAUGAAGUACAGUUCUAGAGAUUUUGCUAGCAAGAACUGAUUUGAAAUGUGUAAGCUUAUCCCUGCCAAAGGAGGAUCUCCUGAACUCAUAAAGAUCUCGAACUUCAGAGUAGGCCAUUACAGGAUCUGCUUCAAGGAAAUCAACCUAGUAUCCGAUGUUUAUGUUCAUCAAGGAACUUAUUGGAACAAAGAUAAAUCUCAUAUCCUCAAGAAGGGACAAUUAAUUGAACUGAAUUCUACCAAGUCCAUUCCUCAUAUUAAGGUGAAGAAAGCUAAAUUUAACGAAAAAUCCAUGACAGAUGAAUACUCCUUGAAGCUAGUCAACUCUAUCGGGAAUGUGAGAGUUCAUAUCAUGGCAAGAAACUUCAUAUCUUCUAACGAUUUUGGAGAAUUUUGGAAAAUAAGAAAUACAUUUGAAAAAUGACGUGAAUCUAAGAACUUCCAACUCUCUAGGUGCAAGACGACUUACAUUAGCAACAAGAAAAUUGAACCCAAGAUUAAAUCUACCUACGAGAGAAAGAGACUUCGCAAGAAGAACCUCCCUCUUGAGCCAGGAAGUAGUUGCUUCUCAGCUGAAGGAAAUAAAGCAGAGAUAGAAGGAAAUGUACUUGCUAACCCACAAAUUCUUAUUAAGAGGACCAAGAUCAGAGAGACUCAUUUUGAUGAUCAACUUAUAUCUUUAGGAGUAGCUCAAAAGGCAAGGAAGAAUAUAAAGCUUUCAAAACAAGGAUCAAAAUCAGAUCUUACUUCUCAAAUUUCGUACAGUGCUCCAAGUGAAAUAGCUCAUGACAUAAAUAGUCUUAAAGUUGAUACCAAAAUAUCUAUUAAUCCAGAAAACUUCCAGCAUAAUUCCUUCGUGAAUUUCUUGAUGUUCCCUUCACUGAUAAAGACUAACCUAAUUCCUGAUGAUGAUGGAAAUAUAAACUUUUGUCUUGAUUCACACAGGUAUGCUAAUAUCUAUGUGAUUGUAAUCGAUGACUACAAUGUCACCCUGAUGCAGCUGAGCACAUCCUCCAUUCCUGAGCAGAUCUGGAGUAAAAACAUUGCUUUACAAAAAUCACUUGAUACGAAGGCCUACUUCAACGAGGGGAGAAAGAUCACUAAGCUGACUAAAGGUUCAAAGCACGAGAUCAAAGACCUGACUUCACUCAAGUUUAGGAUCGUCGACAAUCUUGAGAAAGUUAAAAAUAUCCAGCUCAAGAUCUCUAGUUUGGAUGGAUGUAACAUCGACAAAGACCUGCUGUUCCUUGUUAAUUGGAACAAAUGCACAGAAACAGAGAAAUUGGUGUUGUAUAACAAGUUCUUCUCUCACGAAGUUAACAUUUUCCUCUAUUUCAAGGACAAGACUUUCUUCAACAAAGUCAUCAAAGGAUUCCUCAGGAACAAGCACGAGAAGUCGCUCAUAGAUCAUUGGUUGCUCGGAGACUACGAGAAGAUUGUCAAGUAUAACCAAGUUGAGUAUUUUGAAAACCUAAACUGAGUUGAAAAGAUCUUGAUUAUUUACAUCGUAGCUCAAACGGAUCAAGAUACAGCCAAAACUCUGGCGAAGAGAAUCGAGAUGAGUUCUUCCCUAACCCAAGAGAGUAAGAACUACAAUAACAUCUGUUUUGACGCUGUGUUCAAGUCUGAACAAAGCAGAUCCGAGAAUCUCGAGCAAUCUGGAACAAAGAUGGCUGACAACAAAAAGUUUGACCUACCCCAACCUGAAUUUAAGGAGCUCGUUCAAGAUAAGAUGCCAGAAGCCCAUUCAGAAGUAAUCUCGGAGGGUCCUGGUAGAUCUUCAUUUGAAGAAUAUCGCUUAUCUAACCCCCAUAUGAAAAGAGACCCAGAGUUCCAAGAUAAGGAGGAAAUCAAGGAAGAAGAAGAAAAAUUAGAUGUUUACCCCUCAGAAUACUGUGAAACCCAUUAUUACGGAAAAAUAUCCGUUCUGAAGCCCAAUUUGAUAUUUGAGAAUAAAUAUUGGGUAGACCUUGCUAACCACAUAUCAGAGAAAAAAUGAUUUGAAGGAUUUCUGAGUGAAAAUUUCAUCCUUGUCUCUUCAAAUAUUUCUGAGAUGAUCUUUAGUAUGGCUUUCUUGAGACUACCUUUCAACUCAGCAAACCAUGCGAUAAUAUCCAAUGACGAUAAAGGAAUCAAGAUAAAGUCAGGAAGCAACAUUAUGAUCUUCAAGAGAGAGAUUCUGAAAGCACAGGCCAAGCUUAUCCAUACAGUCAAUGUAUUCCAUAAAUAUUAUGAGUAUGGAGCUGAAGACGAUGAGAAGAUAAUCCCUGAAUACCUCACCCACACGAUUUACUGUUGAGAAGUUGUUAUAACCAACAUAUCAAACUAUAGUAAGAACUUUGAGGCUCUUUGGCAAGUUCCAGAAGGAUCUAUUCCUUUACAAAAAGGGAACUAUCAGAAUAUUAUCAACUUAAAUCUGGAGCCAUACAACACCUGCAGGAUACCUUUCUACUUCUAUUUCCCAAUGGAGGGGAAGUUCACCCAAUUUCCAACGAACUUGUCAAUUAUGAACAAAGUUGUGGCUGUUUCUCCUAUACACAAGUUCACAGUGGUCAAUAGCACAGUCCAUAUCCCAACAAAUACGUUUAAGGAUAUCCUAGCAAGAGGAAAAUUGCCUGCAAUAUAUGAUUUCAUAAAGAAAUCCAACCUGUUCGACGAGGAAAAUACCUUCUCAUUCAACCUGAUUCUCUGGAUGCUAAAGGACAAGGACAUUUUUAUCAACAUUGUUGGGAUUUUAAGAGAAAGAAGGAUCUUCAGCGAGCAGGUCUGGAAAUUCGGGUUCUAUCAUUUCGACGAAUCCUGCAUUAAAGAAUACAUUACAAAGUCUGAAAAGCUCUCAAACCUUAUUGGAAGCAAUUUUAAGUGAAGCUUAUAUAGCAAUUAUUACACGACCUAUAUGCCAAGACAUCUUGAGUAUUAUCCAAUGAUAAAUGGCAAAGUUUAUCAUCUAAUGCAUGGAUCUCAUUCAACAAUGGAAAAUAUUGAACUCCAAAGACAAUAUUCAGCCUUCCUGAUGGAUAAGAUUGAGAAAGUAAAGCUAUCAAGCCAUGAUGUGCUGUUUUAUUGCUACUUCUUGAUAUUGCAGGAUAGAAUUACAGAGACAAUAGAGAUAUUCAGAAAUCUCACACCUGACUAUCUUCCUGAAGACGGUACUCACACUCUACAAUAUGAUUAUAUGAUUGCUUUCCUUGAUUUUUACACCGGUGAACCUUCAAACUAUCAAAAAGCACGUAAAAUUGCUGAAAAAUACAGGGAAUACCCAGUUCUAAGCUGGAGAAACCUCUUCCUACAGCUCAAAAUUCAGCUAGACGAAUAUGACUGCAACCACCUCUUAUUUGAAGAAGAUCAAUCUAGAAAGAAGAAGCCAGCCAAACCAAAAUCAAGGGUCUCACAUAGCCCUCAUAACUCGGCUAAAUUAUAAAGUUUCAGCUCUAAGAA
Messenger RNA from Moneuplotes crassus, 5999 nucleotides. The record is from the annotation of a GenBank genome assembly. Lineage: Eukaryota; Ciliophora; Spirotrichea; Euplotida; Euplotidae.